Molecule: messenger RNA, 1863 nt
Organism: Caenorhabditis sp. 36 PRJEB53466
Lineage: Eukaryota; Metazoa; Nematoda; Chromadorea; Rhabditida; Rhabditidae
Source: the annotation of a GenBank genome assembly
AUGGCAUCGUUCAAAGUGCGACCGGAGCACUCGGGACCGCCCGAAUUGGUAAGUUUCAAAAGUGUCUUUGAAGAAAGUGAAAAUCGCAAUUUAUCGAAACAAUUUUCUACAAAUAUUAUCAAUUCAGUACUACAAUGAGACGGAGGCGGCAAAGUACGCGUCGAACUCGCACAUCACGGCGAUCCAGCACGAAAUGGCCGAAAGAGCACUCGAAUUGCUGGCGCUCCCCGAGGGAAAACGCGGAUUUUUGCUGGACAUUGGUAAGCGCGGGCACUAGCAUCACAAAUAUGCGAAAGUUAGGCCAGCCAGUGACAGAAGGAGAUCCUGGCUUGCUAAAGCCAGCACAAUGAACGUUUUAGGCCGUAAAUUCAGUUUUACAGGGCAGAAAAGAUAAACUUGCAGGAUGUGGAACGGGAAUGAGCUCGGAAGUGCUUCAGGACGCCGGCCAUUUGUUCGUCGGAGUGGACGUCUCGCGGCCGAUGCUCGAAAUUGCCCGACAGGACGAAGAUCUCGAGGAGGGCGACUUUGUGCACCAGGACAUGGGACUCGGAAUGCCUUUCCGGCCGGGAAGCUUCGACGGAGCCAUCAGGUACUGAAGUUGAAUGGGAACUCCGAACUAUUACUGUUCCUUAAUUGAGCCGGGAAGUCAUAUCGUUCUAGACCAUUUUUGCUUGAAACCCUGCCGUCUUUUUGUACGACCACUCCCUGGAGUAUUGUAGCUUUUCCUCUAUCUUUCCGGAGCUACAGUACUUUAAAAAGCUAAAAAAAACAAUAUACAAAACAAGAGGAUUCCAAUGUUCAGCGCAACUUUUUUAAAACAAACCUUUUGCAGUAUUUCGGCGAUCCAAUGGCUGUGCCACGCGAACGCGACGAACGAGAACCCGCGCAAACGGCUGCUCUUCUUCUUCCAGUCCCUGUACGGAUGCCUCGGAAGAGGAUCCCGUGCCGUGUUCCAGUUCUAUCCGGAAAACGACGAACAGUGCGACCUGAUCAUGGGACAGGCGCACAAGGCCGGAUUCAACGGAGGACUCGUCGUCGACUUUCCCGAGGCGGCGAAACGGAAGAAGGUGUAUUUGGUGCUGAUGACCGGAGGGACCGUCCAGUUGCCGAAGGCGUUGACCGAGGACGGAGAGCACGAGAGGACGCAGAUCGACAAUGCCGGAAGGAGGUAAAAACAAAAGGGAUCGGCUAGGCAGGGGGACGCGGUUUUCGAGUGAGUUGGUGGCCUAGAAGCCGACCGAGGGUUUGCGAUUUGAGCAGCUAAUAGACCCGAAUCAGCUAAAGCUUUGAAGUCUUUAGUUUUGGUGGACCAGUUUUGUCAAUAUAGAGACUACCGACAAACAUUAAGCAAACGAAGCUCAAAGUGAUACUUUUGGCAUAAAAAUCCAACGGACUAACUUUUCAAGUGGCUUAGAAUCCGAGUAUCACAGUAGUUUCACAGUUUUCCAGAUUGACUAGCAUGGCCGCAAAUCCUUAUGGGGCUAUUCAGCGUAUGUUUGUUUUCCGUUUUUUUCGUUUUUUUUACAUCGCUGAAUUGAAUUUUUUGACGUAAAAAAACGAAAAAAACGGAAAACAAUAAUUUUUUUCACAGCCUGAAUAACCCCAUUACUGAUCAGAAAUAGAACCACAGAUGAUCUUGAAUCCAACAAGUAGACACUUUGACCGCCUAACUAACAUCGCCUAGAAUCCGACAUCUCAAUCGGAGCCUUUUUCAGAUUCGUGUGGAACUCGCGUAAAAACGAGAAGGUGGUGAAGGGAUCGAAGGCGUGGAUCGAGCAGAAACGGCAGCGGCAGAUGAAGCAAGGACGCGACGUCCGUCACGAAUCCAAGUAUUCGGGCAGAAAGAGAAAGACCAAGUUCUGA